Messenger RNA from Heteronotia binoei (common prickly gecko), 1618 nucleotides. Its product is annotated as endothelin receptor type B-like. NCBI's taxonomy places the organism in Eukaryota, Metazoa, Chordata, Lepidosauria, Squamata, Gekkonidae. Bases 176 to 1492 code for a protein of 438 amino acids. Gene Ontology annotation, molecular function: endothelin receptor activity. The transcript has 8 exons. The record is from RefSeq and is a predicted model, not a curated record. Gene Ontology annotation, biological process: regulation of blood pressure; G protein-coupled receptor signaling pathway; enteric nervous system development. Gene Ontology annotation, cellular component: membrane.
GCUCACAGUGCGGGAGAACUGUCCCAAGCGUGGAAGAUCCUUCUUGUGAAUGAGCCUGCUGUGGCCAGCCUCCACUUCCACUUGGACUAGAAAGGUGAGAUCAGGAGCUGUCCGAAAAUACCUUUAGCACUGCAUUCCUCAAGCACUCUGGCUGCACCUCGAUCUUCAAUUUCCAAUGGGCACCCUUCCACCUCCUCUCGCGCUCACCUCUUGCUUGGCGUGCCUCAUCCUAAGUGUCCACAGUCAGACGGCCAACAGUUUUAGGGACAGCACCCUCUCUUUUGAAGUCCUCAGCCAAGAUAAAGCUUACAGGCUCAUCCAGCCAGGCAUCUUCCUGGACUCCAAAGUCACCGCCAACCAAUCAGGAGCCUUUCAGAGAGAUGCCGUCACUCAGGCCCCACAGCUCUCGGUCAUGUGCACGAAGCGGACAGAAAUCAGGUGGGCCUUUAAGUACAUCAACACCUUUGUGUCCUGCACCAUCUUCAUCGUGGGCAUCAUUGGCAACUCCACCCUGCUCCGGAUCAUCUACAAGAAUAAAUGCAUGAGGAACGGGCCCAACGUUCUCAUCGCCAGCCUGGCUCUGGGGGACCUUCUCUACAUCCUCAUUGCCCUCCCCAUCAACGCCUAUAAGCUGCUUGCGGAAGCCUGGCCUUUUGGCGUGCAUGUGUGCAAGCUAGUGCCCUUCAUCCAGAAAGCCUCUGUGGGAAUCACUGUCCUCAGCCUCUGCGCUCUCAGCAUCGACAGGUACAGAGCUGUGGCCUCCUGGAGCCGGAUCCAAGGGAUUGGCAUCCCCAUGUGGAAGGCGGUUGAGGUGACUCUCAUCUGGGCGGUGGCCAUCAUCCUAGCGAUCCCGGAAAUCAUUGCCUUCGACCUCUUGAAACUGACUUAUCGUGAAGAGACCCACUGGGUCUGCAUGCUGUCCCCCCAUCAGACAGACAGCUUCAUGACGUUCUACAAGAACGUGAAAGACUGGUGGCUUUUUGGCUUCUACUUCUGCCUGCCCCUGGCCUGCACUGGUGUCUUCUAUACUCUCAUGUCGUGUGAGAUGUUGAGCCAGAGGAACGGCAUGAGGAUCGCGCUCAACGACCACAUGAAACGGCGCAGGGAAGUGGCCAAGACGGUGUUCUGCUUGGUGGUGAUCUUUGCCCUUUGCUGGUUGCCUCUUCACCUGAGCAGGAUCCUGAAAAAGACCAUCUACAACCCUCAGGAUGUCGAUAGAUGCGAGCUUCUUAGUUUUCUCCUAGUCAUGGAUUACUUUGGCAUCAACAUGGCCUCGCUCAACUCCUGCAUCAACCCCGUGGCUCUCUACUUCGUCAGCCGGAAAUUUAAGAACUGCUUUCAGUCAUGUCUGUGCUGCUGGUGCCAGAGACCAGCCCUGGGCAUCGUGCCAACGGAUGACAAAGGCUCUGUUGGGAAGUGGAAGGCCAACGGGCAAGAACUGGGCCUUGACCGGAGCAGCUCCCACUUGAGUAACAAGUACAGCUCGUCUUAGGCAGAUGAUAGAACAAGAGGCAGAUGGUCCACUGGGACGGUGGAAGUGGUUGUCCUGGCCGGGCCUUCAUUUCCUGGUGUUCUUCUUGAGUUCCUUUGCUUUUUUCACCUUCCUCUCAUAGAAACU